UUUAAUUAUUGAAUGCUUUUGUGAUACCGCCCUGAAUUUAUUGAUUAUUAUUAUAAUCACAAUCAAUCAAACGCCGGACAAAGAUUUUAGGCAAACAAUAUUUGUCUUGACAAACUCAUUCAUCCACUUUCUGAACCACAAGUCCACCUUGCGGCCCUCAAGCUCAUUCUAGAACAAUUUACCUAUACUGUAUAUAACUAGAACAAUACGAACAACACAAUGUAAGCCAUUUACUUGUGAAAGCAAACAGAAGCCAACUGAAAAAUGUCAGUACAAUACUGCCCUUGGUAUCCACACUCGAUAUUUGUCUGGAUCCGCCCAUCCCUAGCUACUCCCGACAAAAUAAACCCUCUCACAUAAACUGACAGCAAGACUGAAAGCUGGACUGAACCAAAAGUAUUCACGCUCAUCUUUCUGACAAUGCACACCGACGUUAUCGGUUUCAACGACAUUCCACUAAGGUGGCUAAAAAAAACAGUAUUGAGGCUAUUCUUGCCUAAUGUGAAUGCACACGGAAGUAGUCUGUAUUUACCGCCAACACUCUCCGCCGUUUGGACUUAUCUGUCAAUGUGGCGAAAGAAGGAAAACCACUCUGGUAAGAUUGUUGGUGCUUUGCCACAAAGGCCCAAAGCAUAUCAUGAAUCAUCACGGAGAUACGUUUAUUUAUUCAGCUUGCUGGUGAGCGAGUUGAUGACUUUUUCCAGUCCAAUCCAAUCCACGUUAUUUAUAUAGCACGUUUUAUAAACACUGUUUCCAAAGUGCUGCACAGACUAGCAAAACCAUAAAUAAUAAGUAAAUAAGUAAAAAUAACGACAGUAAAAACUAAAAGAUCAAAUAAAAACAAAGAAACGUACAACAGUAAAAUAUUUAAAACAAGAAGUAGAAACAAUAAAAGCAAAAAAUCCAAGAAGUAGGUAACAAAUUGAUUAAUUAAAUUCAAAAAAUAAAAUAAACAAAACCAUGAAAACUAAAAAAUAAUAAAAGACACAGAGGACCACACGACUCACGCCGAGUUAAUAGCCAGAGAAUAAAAGUCACUGUCACUGCUACUACAGCGUCGCCUUCAGGCUGGUAGAGGCAUAACUCCUCAGAGGAGCCAAGAUCAGGGGGUAUUAAGUCAUUUGGGGGCCCAAGGCAAACAUUGGGGCCCUCCACAUCCUUGUACUGCAUGACAAAAGUUUUAUUGUCGCCUCAACACAAGCAUAUUUAAGUGUGGGAAACAGAAAAUAGCCUCUUUUUUCCUGCUUUUGAAAUCUGUUCCAGUUAUCUAUAAGCUUAAGUUGCUAGUUAGAUAGCCAUGUUUAUAUACCGCCCCCGCCCCCAAAGAAAGAUUUUAAAUAUUAUCUACCUAGCAUAAAAAUGGCUCAAUGAUGAGUCCACGUUUGGUGUGACUGUGAAAAAGGUUGACACCUUCGGUAGUUUGGGUAAUGUUUUCCUCUUGCCUUCUCCUCUUCUUCGCUCCACUUCAUUUUUCUCCAAACCGCGCCAACAAGUUUGCUUUGCUACCCUCUUCCGGAAUCAAAGUGCGCAUGCGCAGUAACAUGGACUGGUCCGUUCCAUGAGAAGGGAGGGGGCAGCGGAUUUUGAUGUUGUUUUAAGCAUGUGAAUUAAGACUAAAACAGUAAACAGACUAAAAGGGGAAAAAAAUCAAUUAUCAGUUAUUAUGAGAUGCUUGGGGGCCCCUGGAAAUUUCAGGGCCCUUAGGAAUUGCCUGUGUUUGUCCACCCCUGGCUAAGUUGACUCUCAAUUAUACUGUAUACAGUAUAACUUAAACCCUCUUCCAUACCGUUAGGACAAAUAUGAAUUCAUGCUUCAUACUGUAUGACGUCUUUAGUAUAAACAUCGCUGUUGCUGUUAUGUCUUUUUUGCUAUGUGAGCGUACGUACCAUUGUGAAGUAUUUUACAAAUGAUCCAAAUAUUGAUACUGUCCAUAAAAAGGGCAUGAGCAGAUCAGAUGAAUAAUAAACAGUACCUAAUAGCAAUAGCUGCACAGCACGCAGAGUAACACUGAUCGAAUAAAAUGGAAGAAUAAAGUAAGAAUAAAAACAACCAUGAAAAUGCUUAUCCUAUCUAGUAUUUACAGUAUUUUGGCCUUUCCUUCCCAUGUUCAUUUUGUGUUUAUUUUUGUCCUGUUAUAUGUGAAUGUAAACUGCUACUGCGAAUGUGAGAUAACGUUUUUAUCUUAAGAAAAAAACAUUUUAAAAAAUGUCACAUGUUUUGAUUUUAUGCAAUUAUUCGGAUUAUAAUCAUGAACAAAUUCAAGGCAAGAAAAAAAUUCCAGCCAACAGCAACGGUAUCACCCACCUUACGGUGAGGAUGAUUACAAAUGAAAAGUACUUACGGUCAAGUAACACAAAUGUUCCACCCCCGAGUGAAUGGGCCGGCCCAUGAGUCAGCGUCACGUAAUAAAACAGCACGGCUGAACCAACAUACACAUUUUAGUUGCACUCUUUUUCCUGCUGGUUUUGUUCUUGUGACCUCUGACAGCCAUCAUCAUGAUGAUGUGUGGAGGACUCGACGAGCCCAAGGCUGCCGACCAAAAGAUUCAGAGCAUCUGCAACAAAGUGAAGCCUCAUGUUGAGCAGAAAGCUGGCAAGUCUUAUGAGGUCUUCACUGCCAAGACUUACAGGGAACAGCUGGUGGCUGGGAUUAACUACUUCAUCAAGGUGCACGUGGGGGGAGAGAAUCACAUCCACAUCCGCGUCUACCAAAAGCUGCCAAGCAACAAAGAAGACGAUCUGGAGCUGAACGGCAUCCAGGAGCAGAAGAGUCACUCGGAGCCCAUCGAGUACUUCUGAGAGAGAAAGCGUCAGAAUGACUCUUUUUACAAAGCGCACUGUGUCUGUGUAUGCUCACGGUGAAAGGGAACAUCAACAGUUUUGUACGAGAUGAAUGAAUAAAC
Messenger RNA from Dunckerocampus dactyliophorus (ringed pipefish), 2902 nucleotides. Its product is annotated as cystatin-B-like. Lineage: Eukaryota; Metazoa; Chordata; Actinopteri; Syngnathiformes; Syngnathidae. The record is from RefSeq and is a predicted model, not a curated record. The transcript has 3 exons. Gene Ontology annotation, molecular function: cysteine-type endopeptidase inhibitor activity. Gene Ontology annotation, cellular component: cytosol. Bases 2496 to 2798 code for a protein of 100 amino acids.